AUGCUCCCAUCAGCCUCGCGGCCCCGGCCGCCGCUUUUCAUUGCCGUCGCCGCCUCGCUCCUGCUCCUUUUCCUCUCGUGGUCGCACCUGGGGCUCGCUCGCCAAAAUGCGAUGAACGCCGAUUUCGUGCCCGAGACGGUGCAGCUGGACCAGAAUUUCGGCAAGCCCGCCCAUUCAGAGGGCCUCACCGAGCAGCCGCAGAAGCCCGACGUGGGAAAGCUCCCCUGCGCCAGCCUGCCCGGAGCCGAAGAUGUCUUUGUCGUCAUGAAGACGAGCACCACCGAGGUGCACGAGAAGCUGCCCACCCACCUGGAAACCACCUUCCGCUGCAUUCCCAACUUCGCCAUCUUUUCCGACUAUGAAGAGGAGGUCCACGGCCAGAAGGUGCAUGACCUUCUCGACGAGGUGAACGAGGAUCUCAGGCAAACCCACCCGGACUUUAGCCUGUAUAGGCAGCUGCACGAGUACAAGAGCAAGGGCAAGGACAUCACCGAACUCGCCGACGUCAUCCAGCACCAGGGCCUGAAGCUGGACAAGUGGAAAUUCCUGCCUCUUAUGGAGAAGGCGCUGAAGGCGCAGCCAGAAGCCAAGUUCUACUUUUUCAUGGAAGCCGACACCUAUGUCAUCUGGUCCAACUUGCUCAAAUGGCUGUCGUUUUUUGAGCCGGAGAAGCCGCUCUACGUCGGCGGCCAAAACUGGAUGCUGGACAAGCAGUUCGCCUCCGGCGGCUCCGGCAUCAUUCUGUCCAAGAACGCGCUCGAGCGGGUGGUGGCGCAGCGUAGAAACAACCUCGAGACGUUUGACAAGCUGACUGCCGCCGACUACGCCGGCGACGUGGUCCUGUCGAGGGUCAUGGAGACGGUCGCCGUGCCGCUGACGGGCGCCUUCCCCAUCAUCCAGGGAGAGAACCCGUACACACUGGACUACACCAAGAACCACUGGUGCUUCCCCGUGGUUUCUUACCACCACAUGAAGCCCGAGUGGACAAAGGCCAUGUGGGACUUUGAGCAGAGCUGGAUGAGCCAGGGUGCCGACCGCCCGACGCUCCGUCACCGCGAUGUCUUUGCGCAUGUUGUAGCCCCGCAGAUCUCGGGCGAGAAGGACAACUGGGACAACUUGUCAGACGACUACGAGGAGACGCCGCUGGAAUACUCGCUGCAAGGGUGCCGCGAGGCGUGUGCGCAGCGGGACGACUGCGUGCAGUACCUGUUCUCGCCCGGCCGGUGUCAGACUGGCAAGGUGAUACGUCUUGGCCAAGCCGGGUCGGAGAGGGACCCGGUCAACCUCGGCCAGGACACGACGAGUGGAUGGGUCGUCGACCGCAUCAACUCCUUCAUUCAGAGCGUCGAGCCGUGCCAGCAGGAUCACUGGAUCACCACGCCCGCCUCCAUGCAAUAA
Messenger RNA from Diplodia corticola, 1398 nucleotides. Its product is annotated as glycosyltransferase family 31 protein. The record is from RefSeq and is a predicted model, not a curated record. The transcript is spliced from 2 exons. Gene Ontology annotation, cellular component: membrane. Gene Ontology annotation, molecular function: glycosyltransferase activity. Bases 1 to 1398 code for a protein of 465 amino acids. Lineage: Eukaryota; Fungi; Ascomycota; Dothideomycetes; Botryosphaeriales; Botryosphaeriaceae.